Messenger RNA from Bemisia tabaci, 610 nucleotides. RefSeq names its product acylphosphatase-2. NCBI's taxonomy places the organism in Eukaryota, Metazoa, Arthropoda, Insecta, Hemiptera, Aleyrodidae. Gene Ontology annotation, molecular function: acylphosphatase activity. The record is from RefSeq and is a predicted model, not a curated record.
GCGGGCUUUCGCGUCGAGUGUCCGAGUAAAAGUGUCGCCCGUCGAAAAGUUCGCCCGUUGAAAUGGGGGCAGGAGAGGAGCUUUCAACAUUGGUCUCCGUGGAGUUCGAGGUGUUCGGCCACGUACAAGGAGUUUAUUUCACAAAAUACGCCAGAGAUAGAUGUCUAGAGCUUGGAUUAGCAGGCUGGAUUAAGAAUAGUAAACGAGGAACAAUAGUAGGCAAGAUGCAAGGAGAGAAAUCAAAAGUCGAAGAAAUGGUUUCCUGGCUAUCAAAAACAGGUAGUCCCGGAAGUCAAAUAGAAAGAUGUGACCUCAUGAACUUCGAAUACAUUGCCCGACAAGAAUUCAGAGGGUUCAGUAUCCGCUUCUGACCUCACAGUGAACCAUGUGCUGUAAAAAUCAUUGUAAUUUUUCCUCUGUUUCUUUUACUCUAUCUUUCUCAUGGAAACCUUCACUAAGUGUCAAAGUUUGAACGCACGUUCCGUGUUCACUCGAGGCUUUAAUUUGCCUAGUGAUGAAAUUGUGUGCGUGUCUUUCUUGUGAACUAUGAAUAUAAAUAAGGACGUAGGUAGGAAAACAGCAUAAGAAGCAAUACGGCUCUGCAAUGAGA